This is a messenger RNA of Ictalurus furcatus (blue catfish), 2467 nucleotides long. It is a transcript of the gene nradd, whose product is annotated as neurotrophin receptor associated death domain. The transcript has 6 exons. Gene Ontology annotation, molecular function: nerve growth factor binding; coreceptor activity; death receptor activity. Gene Ontology annotation, biological process: Rho protein signal transduction. The record is from RefSeq and is a predicted model, not a curated record. Bases 580 to 1812 code for a protein of 410 amino acids. Gene Ontology annotation, cellular component: cell surface; plasma membrane. NCBI's taxonomy places the organism in Eukaryota, Metazoa, Chordata, Actinopteri, Siluriformes, Ictaluridae.
UUUUCUCCAUCCAUGUCCAUCGAUUUAUCCUUUUCUCCAUUCAUCCAUCUGUUCAUCUGCCCAUCCAUCCAUCCAACCAUCCAUCCAUCCUUUUCUCCGUCCAUCCACCCCAUUCUCUAUCCCUAAAUCUUCCCAUUUUCCCCUCCAUCCUUCUGCCCCUCCAGUCUUCCUUCUGCCCAAUCAGGAACGAGGAGAGAAGUGACGUCACGGCGGCACGCAGAAGCGGCUCAUAAGAGCCUCGCUAAAGAUUGCAGUGUUGUGAUGGAAGUGCGCGAGGAGCGGAGUGUGUCCAAGUCGUAUUAUCAGGGAAACAAACUAAAUCCCAACAGGAAACAAAACUGGGAUUACUCCUUAUUCAUGUAUCCAUGUUUAUAGAGUACAGUGUUUAAAGAAAUAGUCUAGACAGUCUCCUGGUAGCGUCUGUGUUCGUUAUCGCGCGCGCGGAGAGCUCCAACUGCUGUUUUCAGUAGUGUGCGCGCGCACACACACACACACACACACACACACACACACUAGCGAGCUUCCACAGCCCUGACCCACACCCCGCGGUUCCUGCGAGCCUGAGAGCAGAAGUGAGAGAUGAAGUUUGUCGCUGCAGUUCUCAGCCUUUCCCUCCACAUCACAGCCCUGAAGGUGAAGGUGGUGGAAGGUGAUGUGUGUGCUAGCGGGAAGUUUACAUCCUCGGGUGAGUGCUGCAGUCUGUGUCCUCAGGGAAUGGGAGUGGCGUCCAAUUGUGAACUAGAAGACACAAAAUGCCAGCCAUGCCUAGAGGGUGUGACGUUCUCAGGCUCUGAGGGACUGUCAGGGUGCCAGCCUUGUUCACAAUGCCCUUUAGGUGUCCCCCAGCUGGAGCGCUGCACCAUCACCGAAGACACCCACUGUGACUGCGGAAAGGGCUUCUUCCUAUGGAAGCAGACGAACGAAACCGAUGCCCUCUGUGCCCCGUGUGCCACUUGCGGCCGAGGAGAGGGCGUGGUGCGGGCGUGUGGCCCUGCAGGAAACACCGUGUGCCAGCCGUGCGGUUCAGGCACCUUCUCAGAGGACAAAAGCUACAGCCAGACCUGCAUGCCAUGCUCCCGGUGCAGAGAGGACGAGGUGGAGAUCCGGCCAUGCCAGGCCAAGUCAGACACACUCUGCAUGGAUCGAGACCUGCACAUCUUUUCGAGGAACGGUUCAGAAGGGCCGUGGGAGUUUCCACGCCGACCCGGUUCGGCCGACGAAGAGCACGAGAGGAAGAACAAAGGGGUGACAGGAUCUGAAGCGCCAGACCUUAGCUCUGAGGACCAUCAGGGAGGCAACAACAUCAUAAUCUAUGUGUCUGUGCUGGCAGCCGUGGUGCUGGGACUCCUGAUCUACGUCGCCUACAAGUGCUGGAAAUCAUUCCAGCAGAAGGCGGCUCUGGGGAAAGCCCGGGCUGCAGAGCUGAACAACGUGGUCGAGGGCGAGAAGCUACACAGCGACAGCGGCGUGUUCCUCGACUCGCACAGCCUACAGGAGAACCAGCCGAGCAAAGGCAGCAAGCAGGACACGCGCUACAUUAACCUGCCCCCUCAGCGGCAGGAGGAGGUGGAGAAGCUCCUGUCCGAGGGUGGAAGUCAGAGCUGGAGACAGCUGGCCGGCGUGUUGGGUUACGAGCAGGAGCGAGCGGACAUGUUCGGCCGUGGCGAGGACCCCGUCCACACACUGCUCACCGACUGGGCGCAACAGGACAGCUCGACGCUCGAGCUCCUGUCCACCGCACUGAGCAACAUCGAGCGUCACGAUGUAGCCAAAGCACUCAGUUCCACCAGUCAAGGUAUUACCAUGGUCUGAAUUCAGUUCAUUUUAACGGCCUGAAAGAUGGACCCUAAUGAGGAAAAGAGCACAGCACUCUGUUUCUGCAUUACAGGGAACGACUUUACACUCCAAACGUGAGGAAAAGAACUGUAUCCUGCUUGUUUUGUAUCGAUAUAAGUGCCUUUUUGCAGCGCUUUCCACCAAGAGUGGAUGCUCUGCUCAUCUUCCGUUCAAGACUGUUUCAGUAUUUAUGCGCCGAGGACAGAGUUCCUUUUCAAAGUGUUGACAAGCCAAAGCAAAACAUAAUACUGGCUUUGUAAUAGGAAAAAAUCCUAGGCCUUUGUUCUUCAUACCGCAUUAUAGUAAACGCUGUCAUUGAGUGGUUCAGAUGGCUUUGGUUACUGCUUGCGGGUUGCAUCAAAAGGCAAGGGACGCGUUUCAGUGCUGUUUUCCACACUCACUCCUGCAGGAGGAGGAGCGGGGUCUUUAUGAGGAGUUAUUAUUCCUGCAAAAAAAAGAAAAAAGAAAAAUGCUUCAUCUUACUAAUGCAAACAUUCAAACUCGUUGAAUCUGAGCACAGCCUUCCACUAUGUGACUCAGUUCCCCCCCCCACCCAAACAGAAACUACACUACACACAUGCUCUAUAUGAAAAAGCAAGCAAUGCCUGUUUCAUGGGCAAACUGUGUGUGU